Messenger RNA from Hibiscus syriacus, 786 nucleotides. Its product is annotated as auxin-responsive protein SAUR36-like. Bases 238 to 756 code for a protein of 172 amino acids. The transcript is spliced from 2 exons. Gene Ontology annotation, biological process: response to auxin. NCBI's taxonomy places the organism in Eukaryota, Viridiplantae, Streptophyta, Magnoliopsida, Malvales, Malvaceae. The record is from RefSeq and is a predicted model, not a curated record.
CUCAAUCCCUAUUUCCUCCACUUUUUGACCACUUGAGUUCCUUCCAUAGCUGAAGAUCCAUCCUUUGUUUUUUUUCCCAUUAGUUUUCCUGAGUUCACCGUAUAUAUUUAUAUAUAGGUUCUUCAUCUCACUGUUCUACGGCUGCCUAAGAUAUUCAGUGGAGUUCUUGAGGCUGCUUGAAAGAGAGAAAAAGAAAAGGAGGCUACUUUAUCUAGGAAGUCUGAGCCAGGGUUUCGAAUGAAACACACGGGUGGAGACAAGUCAAGAGGAUUCAAGAUCGGUAAACGGAUAGUCCGGAUUUCGAGAUGGUUCACGCGUAAAUCUCGAAACCCAUAUGGGUACCAUCGCCUGACGCAAGCGGGAUCGUUUCGCAAGUCUGAGACUUUAUCCAAGUUCUUCAGUUGGGGUCGCCGCUUGAAAAACGGAGCCAAAUCCAUUUCCUCCGCCCAAACCGGCUCCGGUUACAUUCCCAUCGGCGAAGACCCCAUCAAGGAAAAUUCGACUGCAGUUCCAAAAGGACACUUGGCUGUCUACGUCGGCCAAAACAAUGGUGACUUUCAUAGAGUGUUGGUGCCAGUCAUUUACUUUAACCAUCCUUUGUUCGGCGAACUCUUGAGAGAAGCCGAAAAGGAGUAUGGCUUUAGUCACCCAGGUGGAAUCACCCUUCCCUGUGGAUUCUCGGAGUUUGAGAGGGUCCAGACCCGGAUCGCUGCGGGAACUGGUGGAAGGAAAGCGGCUUGGAAGCGCCACCAUUAACUGGUUGCUGCUAGAAAGUUGAUGACGACG